AUGGAAACUAUAGCAGAACAUCACCAUGUCAUUAUCCUCGGAGCUGGCCUCUCCGGCAUCUGCACAGCCCACGUCCUCCGCGAGCAGCUCCCCGACCACGACUUCACCAUACUCGAGGGUCGAUCCGUUCUGGGGGGAACAUGGAGCUUUUUCAAAUUCCCAGGCUUCCGAUCCGAUUCCUACAUGACCACGUUUGGAUUCAGAUGGCAUCCCUGGCCACACGCGCACAAGAUCGCCUCGGCCUGGGAAAUCGUCGACUACAUCACCGACGCCGCCAAGAGGGAUGGCACAUACGACCGGAUCCGGUUCAACCACCUAGUCACCGAUGCUGAGUGGCGCGACCAAGAUGGCUUCUGGAGGCUGACCGUGGAGAACCAAGGCAGAGUAAUGAUUUUUGCGGCGGAUUUUGUGAUUGCCUGCACGGGGUACUACUCGUAUGAUCAGGCCAUGCCGGCCACGAUCCCAGGCAUAGGCAAUUUCAAAGGAACCGUGGCUCACCCGCAGUGGUGGCCGGAGGAUCUGGACUGUUCCGGCAAACGCGUUGUGCUGGUCGGUUCCGGAGCCACUGCGUUUACCAUUGUCCCCGCCCUGGCCGACAAAGUCGGCCAUCUUACCAUGGUUCAGAGGAGCCCCAACUACGCGGCCGCUGUUCCGCGGACGUCGUGGGUUGAUUCCCUGUUGCGGAUGAUACUGCCCAUCAGUCUUGCCCACAAGAUAUGCUGGUGGAAGGACAUUGUCCUUGAAAUGCUCAUCACACAGCUGGCGCUUCGUUUCCCGAGCAUUGCCCGGUUCAGUCUCCGACGAGACGCCAAAAGCGCUUUGCCAAACGAUUGCCCUGUCGACGUUCAUUUCAAGCCGCGAUAUGAGCCGCUCCGGCAAAGACUAUGUCUCUGCCCGGACGGAGACUUCUUCCAGGCCAUGCACCGGGACAACAUAGAGCUGGUGACUGACACCAUUGACACUGUGACCAGUGAUGCUGUGGUGCUGCAGUCGGGUCGGAGGCUCCAUGCAGACGUCAUCAUCACUGCUACGGGGCUCUACUUUGAGCUCAUGAGCGGCAUAUCGGCCAAGGUCAACGGCGUCCGCAUCGAACCGGGCAAUCACUAUACUUGGCGGGGGUCCAUGCUCGACUCGCUGCCCAACAUGGGUUACGUGCUCGGAUACGUGCUGCAGUCGUGGACGCCUGGCGCAGAAGCUAUUGCGAGGCUUCUAGUGCGUGUCAUCAAACGAAAAGAAGAAAAGAAGGCCGCCAAGGUCAUGCCCGUGUUGCCGAAACGCAAGGACCUGCCCAGGAAACUGGCCGUGGACAUGAAUAGCAACUACUUUGUCAAAGCAGCGGGUCGAAUCCCCAAAGUCACGGGUCAUGAUCCUUGGUAUGGACGCACCCACUGGGUGCGUGAUAUGUGGAGUGUUCUUUUCGGAGACAUUGACAAGGGACUGGUGUUUAGCGGGUUCGAUGAGCAUGCAAAGAUUCUUUGA
Molecule: messenger RNA, 1479 nt
Organism: Ustilaginoidea virens
Lineage: Eukaryota; Fungi; Ascomycota; Sordariomycetes; Hypocreales; Clavicipitaceae
Exons: 1
Coding region: 1-1479 (492 amino acids)
Molecular function (GO): NADP binding; N,N-dimethylaniline monooxygenase activity; flavin adenine dinucleotide binding
Source: RefSeq, a predicted model, not a curated record